Molecule: messenger RNA, 1697 nt
Organism: Centruroides sculpturatus (bark scorpion)
Lineage: Eukaryota; Metazoa; Arthropoda; Arachnida; Scorpiones; Buthidae
Product: choline transporter-like protein 2
Exons: 16
Coding region: 194-1672 (492 amino acids)
Biological process (GO): transmembrane transport
Cellular component (GO): membrane
Molecular function (GO): transmembrane transporter activity
Source: RefSeq, a predicted model, not a curated record
GCGUUAUUUACUUAGAAGAUCACGUGGUCAGAUAGGAGAGAGACGUGCUUUCAACUCCAUAGGAGUGUCUCUUCUUGUUAUCGUAGUUAUUUAUAGUUGAUAUGUGUCGUUGUUACUUACAAAUAACGUCAGAAUCAUGUUAAAUUAAUGUUUAAUAAAGUGUUUUCGUUUAAUAAUCGUGUUAUAAGGUAUUAUGAGUUCUCCAGAAGAAGGAAAGUAUGGUACGCCAUAUAAAUAUGACCCAAACUUCCAAGGACCAUUUGAGAAAAGGAGCUGUACUGACAUUCCUUGUUGUUUAAUAUUUCUUAUAUUCAUUAUUGGAUGGAUUGCUCUUGCUGGAUUUGCUUUUACUCAAGGUGACCCAGAUCUUUUAAUUAAUCCCACAGAUAGCGAGGGAAAUAUUUGCGGCAGAGGAAAAUUUGAAAAUAGACCAUAUCUCUUCUUUUUUAAUCUGCUGGAAUGUGCAAAAGCAACAGUUCUUUUUACAGGAUGCCCCACUACUCAAGUCUGUGUUGAGAGAUGUCCAAAUUCUACUUUUUCAGUUUGGACUGAUUUAAGUUCAAAUGAAGAAGAAGUAAAGAGUAAAAUGAUUUGCAAGUAUGACGUUGACAAAUCAAAGAAAGAUGCCCAACAGCUUGCUAGGGAUGGUGAUUGUGCUUCAUUUUACCUAAAUAGCAAUGCAGGUGAUUUUAUUGAAAAUUCUGGUAUUCCCAUUACUUUAUUGCACAGAUGUCUUCCGCUUCCCAUUGACUCUACCGUGGUCAUCAAAGAUGACGAUGACAGCGUUAUCAAUGACAGUCGUUUACGGAAGGCUCUCGAAAAACUUGCAAAAUUUAACAAUGCAAAAGACAAAGGAAUGAAGAUAUUUCAAGAUAUUAAAAUUGUUUGGAAAAGUAUCUUAUUUGCAUUGCUAGCUUCUCUAGUGAUUGCAUUUAUCUGGAUAUUUUUGAUGAGGUGGAUAGCGGGAAUCAUGCUGAUCUUUAGCAUUUUUGCCGUUCUUGGAUUGUUCGGUUAUUUGUCAUACUAUAGUUAUACUCAAUAUAAAUAUCAGAGAGAUUUGAGCCAAACGACCAACUCUACCAAGGAACUUAUAAAACUUUCGGAGCAGGCCUAUUUCAACAAGGAUACUUGGCUGGUCUUAACAAUUGUCACAGCGGUCAUUUUGGGAAUUCUUCUUCUACUCUUGAUAUUUUUGCGUAAUCGCAUUAGAAUUGCCAUAGCACUAAUUAAGGAAGGUAGCAGGGCCGUCGGCUGCAUGAUAUCUUCUUUGAUAUUUCCACUGUUGCCUUAUGCUCUUCAUCUGGCUGUCUUUGUGUUUUGGGGUGCAACUGCAGUUUAUCUUGCAUCCACUAGGAAAAAACAAUUUUACAUGGUCGAUGAUGUGAAUGGCACCAAGCCUUGUGAUUCAGAAAAUGAGACUCUCAUCAAAAUGGGAAAGUGUAAGUUCGAUGACUACAUUGGUAAACACACAGUGUAUGGACAGAUAUAUAAUUUGGUCGCAUUCCUUUGGGCAAAUUUCUUCAUCUUGGGAUUCGGACAGCUGUCGCUGGCAGGAGCCUUCGCUUCUUAUUAUUGGACGUUCGACAAGAAGUAUGGUGUUCCAUCUUGUGCAGUGGCGAAAAGUAUGAGCAGAGCAAUAAGGUAUGUUUUUACUAAUUAUAGAAAAGAUUAAAAUUUGAAAUUUUUGCAAUGUACAA